AUGUGUGCGUUUGUGAGGCUGGAUACGGUGGCGAAAAGUGUACCGAAGGUCUGUUUUUUAAGUGCUGACUUAGUUAAUAAGCCUUUACGGGUGAGUUGUGUUCUUGAUUUUAUAGCGCUGUGCGACAGUGCGGUAGCGUGUAGCGGAAAAGGGUUUUGCCUCGGAACCGAGAAAAACAACUUGUGCGUGUGCAGCCGUGGAUUCCGUGGCGAUCACUGCGAAAUUUUGAUGAAUUCCACCGAUAUUUUAAUGCGACAACGCCGUUCGCAAGCGAAAAAACUGCAAUCAGCAUGCGAUCCAUCAGAAUGCAGCUAUAAAGGCCUAUGUAUGGGGACGAAACAAAACUUCCAGUGCCUAUGUUUUCUUGGCCAUUCAGGCCUUAAGUGCCAGAAAAAUAUAUUCGCAGCAGGUAGAAUACACGCUUAA
This is a messenger RNA of Gongylonema pulchrum, 426 nucleotides long. The record is from the annotation of a GenBank genome assembly. NCBI's taxonomy places the organism in Eukaryota, Metazoa, Nematoda, Chromadorea, Rhabditida, Gongylonematidae.